AAUCAUUGAUUAGUCUAUGUAUAAUGCAUGUGAUCAUCACUCCAUAUAUAUGGUGAUUUGUGCACAGCAAUGAGGCUGUGUGUGGCUGUGGGAGGGUCAGUGUGAUGACGUCAGUGCCGGGGUUCAGCUGGACCGACUGACCGCUGGAUCUGCCGGAUCACUGGAGGAGCUGCUCACUGUGCGCGCGCCCGUGCGGAGUUUCCAGCGCAAGGAAGUUUUGAGUUUGGAAUAUUCUGGUCACUGCCCUGAAAUCUCAGCGAGUCGAGUCCAUCAGAACACUGAACAUGAAGAGCAUCACAUGUCUUAUCGCUGUUCUUCUGUGUCUGAGAACCGCAGCUUCAGACUCCAGUGCGAUCUGUGAGCUGAAGGAUGUUCCCGGAAACAGCAAUGAUUGGAUCGUUCUGCAGGAAAUGCAUCUGGGAUGCUGGACGGACUUUACCACCCGGGACGGGGCAGAAGUCCACAUCCUCAGCCUGUUGUCCUCAAAUGAACAACACAUGAUAUUUUCACUCAGCGUAACUGGGGGGAUCCCGCCUGUUCUGAUCUUCACCUCAACCAGCACACAAACCAUCAGUGUCCUGCUUAAGGACAACCCCGCAGUGAAGAUCUUCGUGACGAAUGGGACUUCAAUACAGCUUCUCCCAAACAACAUAGGAUCUCCAGAGACACUAGCUGCUUCAUCCACAGACGGAGAUUCUGAACUUCUGAAAUGGGCAGAAGAGAAGUUUGGAGGAGUCACAUCCUUCACCACAGCACGAAAUCCACGAAGCAUCACUUUCACUGGCAUGACGGGCAAGUUCUUCCAGCGACCCUCCACAUGUGACCUGCAGCCGGAAACACUCAAAGAUAAACACUUCAUCAAUCUGGAGCUGUCCGAGCCAUCGAAUGAGCUGAGAUCAUGUUACACGAAGCAUCCCGGAGAACAACUGCACGUGAUUAAUAUUCCUGAUGACAACAUAACGAGGAAGGUGUCUGUGCAUUUGUCAUCUGACUGUAAACUGCUCCUCAGAGGUCCACCAAAAACUGAGUGGACAAUCCAAGCGAGUCACAUUGUCAAACCUGUGUCUAACAAUCUUAUAACCUUAAAUAACUGGAGUUUACCUUCAACGAUCGAGAUCUCAGAUAAUGCUAUAGACAUCAGACAGAAGGCGAUGUCAAGGUUCAACAGCACCAUCAGCAGCUACUCUGAGAUCCGUCUGAACGCGCCACACAUCCAGCUGUGGAUCAUAGGGAACACCAGCUCCUCAGUACCAGCAGAAGUGGAGCGCACCACACCGGCACCCACUUCUUCUUCGGGUUUUUUGGAGAUGAAGCUGUACUCGUCUCCAGACUACAAGUCACCUCUGGAUCCCAGCAGCAAAGUUCAGAUUGACAAGAGGGUUUAUGCGGAGAUCCUAAACAACAUGACGACAUUCGGAGAACUCAAGUUAAACAUUAUGGUCAGCAGUUGUUUGGUUCGCUCCAUGCUAGAGGUGAGGAACAUGCCGUUCAAAGAUGAGGCGUGUCACAAUAAAGACUGUCCCAAGAGACUCAGCUUCUCCUUGGAGAUUCUUAAGGGCUUGCCGUCCAGCUCAUGGGAACUCGAAUGUGCAGUUAAAUUUUGUAUGAAGGGACAGGACAUGAAGUGUAUAAGUGAAACAAUGAAAGUCAAGAGGAACUUGCAAGUCAACCCAUAUAUACCAACGCUUAUACCAAAUCAGUGUUUUGAGUUCGGACUCUCGGCUGUUCUGGGAAUCGCGUUCGGAGGAUUCCUGAUCGGGGUUCUCCUCACCGGCGCUUUAUGGUUCAUUAAGAUACGCACUGGGCAUCCUGUGGCUCUGGGAAUGAGAUCAACAGCGGCCGAGCUCUCAGUCCUCUCUCUAUCAGGAUGCCCAUGUGGUCUGACCAAACGCCAGCCCGUGCCCACCCACUCGUCUCCCUCCGAGGACAGCAGUGCCAACGCCAGCAUCGGCAGCACCCAGAGCACACCCACCAGCAGCAUGGCAUAAUGCCGUCACCAUCCAUCCCUCCACACCUAACGCUCCCCCCUCUCGCUCCACGCCUCCCAUCGUCCCGAGCGAGAGAAAACGAGAGGCAGUCCUGAAAUGUUCCCUGUACCUCACACUACUCGAUUUGCUCACCCAGCUACGGGAAGUCAGCAGGGACAAAGAACAAAAAAAGAAAAAGCUUGGCUCCCAGAGACAGGAAAAACAAUGCAUAACCCCCAGGAACUAACAGGAAAUUCGUCGCAUUCUUGCGCCGGUGCCUCUCUGAUGGAGGCGAAAUAAGAUUUCACAGACAAACAGAGGUCUGACGCAUCAGUUCGCUUUCAGACGCGGCUAAAUGUAGCUCAAAGAGACGACCAAACAAACGUCAGACCGCCUCGUAUCCAAACACUCAGCUGUGGAGUGGUAUGAUGAAACAUUCAAACAAAUCAAAACAGUGGACACCAAUAAUAAAAGGAAGCAUUUUUAUGUUACUGAAAUGGCUGUCUCGCAUGGGACAGACUGGCUACCUCGGAGUCUCUGUGGAUGUAGAUUUGUUAAAUAUUUACUUGUCCAAAACUAGAAACAGUGGCUGAAUCUCAUGAAAUCUGCCAAAACACAUCAUAUUUAACCCUCAAAUCAAUACAAAGACAAAAUAAAUUGCAUUGCAAUCUCAUUUUUUUGGAUUAUAGUAGUAUUUGUUUAAAUGCUUUUAAUUUGCUAAAUUGAAAAUUGUUAAUUUAAAUAAAAUAUUAUUGCUGUUGAAGUAAUAAUACAUUAGAAUGAUCCAUUUUCUUUAUGCAAAAUUUUUUUUUUUUUUCUUUCUUUUGAUUAUGGGGUGAAAUAUGACCCAACAUGUUUUCAUGAGAUUUGUAUGUUUUUUGUUUUGUUUUGUUUUCCCCUCUCAAAUCAAACACUUACCAAAGAUUAAAUGGUAUACUCUGAAAAAUG
Messenger RNA from Megalobrama amblycephala (Wuchang bream), 2915 nucleotides. It is a transcript of the gene eng, whose product is annotated as endoglin. Lineage: Eukaryota; Metazoa; Chordata; Actinopteri; Cypriniformes; Xenocyprididae. The record is from RefSeq and is a predicted model, not a curated record. Bases 285 to 1988 code for a protein of 567 amino acids. The transcript has 14 exons.